AUGCAGCAGCCAUCGCAGGACCGACUGCACCAACACGCGACGGUGCAGCCGCGAAGCCUCGCAAACCUGCAGCAGGCGCCGGAUGGGACCUUCUAUAAUCCGCAGGACCUGCAGAGCCUCCACGCCAACGAGCUCUUCCACCAGCAGCAACAGCAACAGUAUGAUGCACUGGGGGGACCCGCGCAGCAGCCCCCACUGCAGCUGUUGCAGGCACCGCUGCUACCACAGGCGCUACACUACGAGCACCAUGGUCUGCCGCCGCAGCCAUUCCCGCCGCAGGCUUACCAGCAGGUCCAGCGGGUCCAGCAUCCUCACCACCAUGCGCAUGCGACGAGCUCGCCUUUUGCGCUGACGCCUGGUCCGGUGACCGGCCCCGCGCAUCACGUCCAUACUUCUCACGUCCACACGCCUAUCCACACCACCCCGCGCAUUGCGCAGCGCCCACUGCAGAUACAACAAGCACCUAUCCAACGGUCUCCGCAGCAACAGCAGCAGCAGCAGCAGCAGCAGUACAGUUCGCCUCUCGAGAGCGGCCCCAGCGACGAUGCCACGCUCGCCAACCAUGGCCAGUUCAAAGGCCUCAAGCUUCUUCCAAACCCGCCGCAUCUGGACGAGUGGAGGCAGCGGCUCUUCGACGUCGACGACACAAUUACCCUGACCGAAGAGCAAUUCCAGACCUACUUCCCGCACAUCGACAAUGUCUACUCGCACCGCUCGACACAGCGGCACAAGCGCAAGAGCUUCGUGUCGCACUACUGGGACUGCCGACUAAAGGGCCGCCCACCAGGCACAAAAAAGUCCACAGACCCAGAAAAAAGAAAGCGCAAACGAGUCGCGCGCGAGCGAGACCUGUGCAAUGUCAAGAUCAAGAUCACCGAGUUCUUCAACCAGGAGGAGUACGAGGAGCAAAUGGGCCAUCCACCACCUAUCAUUGAAGAAGAGGGCCCCAUGUCCAUGACUUCGAAUCAGCCUGGAGCAGCAGGUGCAACACCAGACCAGAGCAUGUUCUUCCGCCAGCCGCAGAUGAUGCCGCAACAGCCCAUGUCACCGUGGGAUAUGCAGCCAGACAUGGUGCAGCCGGGAACGAGCUUGUAUGCGCCUGCGCCGCCGCCGUUAUCUGGGCCCCCGCCGAAGAAGUUCUACACCCUUCAAAGAGUCAACGGCAAUGGAGGGAAUGGGAAAGGAGAUGGUGUUGCAGGGCCGCAUAAACACACGCUUGAAGAAAGUGAUCGCGUGAAGAAGAACAUCGUGGUGAGGACUUUUGCGAAGAACGAGAUGGAGGUGAAGAAAAUGCAGUUUGUUCGUUGUUUCUCUUGCACUCCACUUGCUGCUGGUCCUCAUCUUGACACCUUCCCUCUGUGCUUUAUCGUACAUCCACGACCGCGGUUGUCAUCUGUUCGCUUUACAUCAUCAUCGUCCAUAAUGACCGACAUGAAUCAGGGUGGAGACUCUUCCAAGAAGACAUACCACAAGAAAGCCACGGGUAAUGCUUUGACAACUGUCAAGAACCAUGCCAAAGAAGAAGAUCUCAAGCUGUACGGUAGCUGCUUCUGCCCCUUCGUUCAGCGUGUCUGGAUAUCUCUGGAACACAAAGCCAUACCCUACCAGUAUAUCGAAGUAGAUCCCUACAAGAAACCCCAAUCCCUAUUAGACGUGAACCCACGCGGCCUCGUCCCCGCCCUCCGUCACGGCCCAACAUGGAGCACCCACGAGUCCACCGUCAUUAUGGAGUACCUCGAGGACCUAAACACUGGCGAGCACCUCCUACCCCCAGACCCACAGACUCGCGCUACAAGCCGCUUAUGGUCUGACCACGUCAACCGACACGUGAUCCCGAUGUUCUACAAGCUCUUGCAGGCCCAGGAUCAACAUGAUCAGGUGGAGUAUGCAAAAGAACUCCGCGACCAAAUCAACAAACUGGUCUCCGCCACCGACUCCACCGGCCCCUUCUUCCUGGGCCCGCAAAUCUCCUUCGUCGAUGUGCAGAUCGCGCCCUGGGUGCUGCGGCUGCGCCGCGUGCUGGGUCCGUACCGUGGAUGGCCGGAGCCCGAGGAGGGGAGCAGGUGGAAGAAGUGGGUUGAUGCUAUUGAUAAUGAGCCGAGUGUGAGGGCGACAACGAGUACGGAUGAGCUGUAUUUGGAUAGUUAUGAACGGUAUGCGGAGAAUCGGCCGGGGACUAGUCAGUUGGCUGAUGCUGUUAAUUCGGGGAGGGGGCUGCCGUAAAAGAUUGGCGGUAGCAGAAUGAUAAUUAAAGAGAAGAAGUUGAGUCGAUUGGAUGAGCACGUAUGCCUGACAAUGAUUUCAAGCUGCUACUUCCACCGCACUGUCUCCAGAUCGAUAGACUUCCGCACUUGAUACAACAGCGUGAAGUCAUUCAAGAAAGUCUAUUCCUACGAACGAUCCUCAUCCGAGGACAUUAUCAAGCACGUUCCAUCACUCUCCCAGCCCAUCCCGCCUCCUAACCACCGUCCCCUGACUCCCCCCUCCAUCCUCCUCUCCACUCUCCCCAGCACCAUU
Messenger RNA from Macroventuria anomochaeta, 2517 nucleotides. RefSeq lists its product as uncharacterized. The transcript has 4 exons. The coding region runs from base 1 to 2223 and encodes 740 amino acids. Lineage: Eukaryota; Fungi; Ascomycota; Dothideomycetes; Pleosporales; Didymellaceae. The record is from RefSeq and is a predicted model, not a curated record. Gene Ontology annotation, cellular component: cytoplasm.